Molecule: messenger RNA, 4542 nt
Organism: Myiozetetes cayanensis
Lineage: Eukaryota; Metazoa; Chordata; Aves; Passeriformes; Tyrannidae
Gene: PPP1R17
Product: protein phosphatase 1 regulatory subunit 17
Exons: 6
Coding region: 230-703 (157 amino acids)
Biological process (GO): regulation of phosphatase activity
Molecular function (GO): protein phosphatase inhibitor activity
Source: RefSeq, a predicted model, not a curated record
CAGCUGCAGACCUAGCCCAGAAAACUCCUCCAGCGAGCCUCGACACUAAACCGCACCUUCCCCACCACCUCACAGUGCUCCGAAGUCAUAGUCUGCUCUUAUUCCAAGAAAAUGGGGAAUAGAGGUUGUGAAUAAGAAACUAGCACAACUGUUGCUGGAUGAAGGAAGAUACCAAGAUCACUUGGACUGCACCUUCAGUAUCUUCAAAGGAGGAGAAAAGCCUGUUUCAAUGAUGUCAACAGAAUGUGUUCAGCCACUUGAUAUGCCCGACGACAGACUGGAUAAGCGAGAUUCACAGUGUAACCAUUUAGAAGAUCUUUCAGAGCAGCUGAUUAAGAACUGCGACCUCAAAAAAAAGCCAAGAAAAGGUAAAACCAUCCCAGCUUCCCAAAACACUGAACAGGAGCAAAAAAAGCCAAGGAGAAAAGAUACACCAGCUUUGCCCACUCCACCACCUCUAACAGGCAUAGUUUCAGACUUUUCUGAUAAUCUGCUGAAAAGAUAUGGUAUCACAGAGAAGCCACAGAGAGAGAGAGUGAGUCCAGUCUCUCAAGUCACUGAACUGGAGCAGAAAAAGCCCAAGAGAAAAGAUACACCUGCAAUACACAUCCCACCUUUGAUAAUAGGCACUAAGCUGUUUACAGAAGAACAAACAGUGAUUAUGGAAGACGAAGAAAAGGAGGGAGACACAAUCCACAGUUAAGAUUACGACGAUAUUUCCAGUAAUGCAGUGUAAAUAAUUCUGGGUCAUUCAAAGUAGCAGCACACAGAAAUAGAAGUUCUUUCAUUUUUAUAAAUAAUAAUUUUCUCAAGCAUACACUUGAUUUCAAAUUAUCAGCAAGUGCUUAUCUGCAUCUUAUGAAUUCCCAGCAAGCAUCAUAGGAGAUGAUGACAGAAAUUUUACUGACACCUGGAGUUUGAAGGAUUCUGUUGGUUUACUAUAAGUGACUUCCCAGCAUUUCUGUAAAUGAGGAAUCCAUCUCAGAACAGAUCUAGCUUUGUGCAAUGUGGUGAUAAGGGUUAAUACAAAGAACAGCACUCGUAGACUGUACCUGGCACUUGACACCAGAGCAGUAAAACAUCAACUAAUGAUUCAAAUUGCAUUUUUCUCCUGACACUUUACCUAAUUUGUCCAGCUUUCCUCUUCUGGAAUAACAGUGACCACAGUGAAAAUUCCCAUGUGCAAAGCUGAUGGGAUAGAUGGAGAAGGUGCAAGGGCAGGAGCCACACCCUGAAAUGGAAAGCAAAAAUUUCUUCUGCCUGUAUCUGCUCAUGACUUGUGUUUGUGAGGAUGAAAAGAGAGAUUCACUGCAGAAUGAAAAUUUACAUCUAAGGGCUGUCAGCACUAACACAUCAGGAUAGAGGGAAGAGCUCUCAGAAGAGAAAUAUCAGGGAAGUGCAAUGCCUGCCUGUUACAUCAGUGUAGGCAAUUGUCUCCACUAGUCAGUGAAAGAUAAAAUAGUUGGAUAGUUGAUCCGUUUCCUCCAAAUAAUUUCUUUUGACACCUACUUUUUAACUUGAGUUCUAGGUGAGUUAGGAGAGGUGGAAAAGAUUGAAAAUCUUUUGGAAAGUGGAAAGUGAAAAUUGAGUAAAAGGAAUAGUGUUACUCAAUGACAUAUGCAUAUUGCAAGGUGGAACAGCACCAUUUGAUUUUUUUUUUUAUUAGUUUACCUCAUUGAUUCAAUCAAGAACUGUUUUCACAGCCAGCUACAGUCUGGUAGAAUGGCCAGUUUGUGCUUACCUUAAUAGGUCUGGGCUAGAUAGAGUAGCACUGUCAGCUGGGCCAUUAGGGACCUGAGCAGAGAGGUUGAAGAUCAUUGAAUCAUAGAAUCAACCAGGCUGGAAAAGACCUCUGAGAUCAUCAAGUCCAACCCUUGAUCCAAUACUGCCUUGAUCCAACUACUAGACCAUAGCACUAAGCGCCACAUCCAGUCUCAUCUUAAAAGCCUCCAGGGAUGGUGAAUCCACCACCUCCCUAAGCAGCCCAUUCCAAUGUCUGAUUACUCUCUCUGUAAAAAAUUUCUUCCUGAUAUCCAACUUAAACCUCCCCUGGCAGAGCUUAAGACCGUAAAUCAUCUAGCCUGGCAGACUGUAUUUAGUUAUCUUUUUAACUCCCUUAGGAAGACAGCUGAGGACCAUAAUAGUUUGGACUUCAUUUGCCACAGUGACUGAACCAGCAUCUUUCAUGAGAAUGCAGUCUAUUCACAAAUAUUAAGCUUCAAGAUAUAAUCAACAAGCUUAUAAUAAAUAAUUGCAUAUUAAAGUGUACAAGAUGCCUGCUAUAUUAUUAAUGGGAUGCCUAAUAACUAGGAGGUGUACUUGUUUUUAUCCUGUUAACCUAUCAGUGAGAUAGUAUUUAAAAUAUAAACAAUCAAUAGUUCAUAUAACAACAGUAACGUAAGGUACACAGUAAAGUAUGUCACAGUAAAUAUGUGAAAAAAAAUACAUGUUACUCAAGUCUAGCUUUACCAGUGAAGCUGGUGAAUAUUUUCAGUGCACAAUACAGCAAGAGUGAGAGUGUGGAAUCCUGAAAAGAUUCAAAUGAACAUCAGUAAUGGAUUAGCCAUGAAAAUAUACAUGUUUAGACAUGAAGGUCCUUAACAACACAAAGCAGGAGCACAAAUAGGAUGCGAUUGAGUUCACUGCUCUGAAAAGGAUUUGUUUCCAAGCCUGGGGAAUUCUGACACAGCUUAAUAGGGGAAAAAAACCAACCAAAACAAAAAAGAAAGCACCCUUUAAGCCUAGCACUAUACAGUGUUCAGCAAAGAGGAGUUACAGUCUGAGUGACAUCUCUGAUGGCACACCAGCCUAAUUUACCAUCUCUGUAUAGAUCAACUCGAAGUCCAGAUAUAAAAAUGCUGCAACACACAUCAUAUUCUGCAAUUCUUUUAAAACUGCAUAUUUACAACCUGGCAAUUCAACAUUUUCUGUUCUUCCACCCAGGUGCAACAUAAGCAAUUAAAAGUAAUUUUUCACUUGAUCAAUCAAGUUAAUAGAAGGUUUUGCAAUGUUCCUGGGAAGCCGUGUGAUGAAUUAUUUCUCAGCUUCCACAUGCUUUAUUUCACUCAGUUGAAGUGUUAAAUGUUACUUUGUUUGGGAAUAAAAUAAUUUUUUUUUCAAAUGAGGCAGACAAUUCCCCUUCCCCCAAAACAAAGCCUUUAGGUUUUGCAGAAUUGUGUGUGGACUCUACAGUGGUGUGAAUGUGGUUUAUUGGGUUUAUUUAUUGUCAUUCAGGCUCCCUUUAAGACCAGAUAGUGCUAAAACAAACAAACUGCUCUCCCCAGACAAAUGACAGGAGUUGGUUAGUUCUAGGGCAGAAAUGCAUUUGUAUUCAGUGUCCCCAAAGGGCUCCCAUGGCCAUUACAGCAAAAAUGAAAGGAAACUGAAAGCACAGACACACACUAAGCAUUUCCAUAGGACUGUUGAGACUGGGCUGCUCCAGACUGAAGGCACAUUGUCUGCUAUGUGCAUUGACAACUUUGUAUGUGGAGAGGUGGCUUGCAUUCAGAUAUUUAUCUGGAAUGGCAUCUCACCCCAGAAGUCUGCACUGGGUGGGACAACCACUCCAAGCCCUCAGCGGGGAAUGAAGUGAUUCAAUUAGUGAAUAAAAGACUGGAGAUCAUUAAUGGCUAAUAUUUUUGAAGAGAAUUCUCAAUUAACAUCUACCUAGAAGCUAAGACACAGGUCUCCAUUUACAAUAAAAUUUGGACUAAGGGAUUUAAUGGCUUUAAGAACUUUCAACUAAAGAUUACAGAAAGCCCAUCAACCAUUUGAAAGGGUUUCUGUAGUGCUAAAUAUGAGAUUCAUAAGGUAGGUGGAAUAAAUUCAAAGCAACAUUCAUGAUGCUAUUGUAAAGUCACACUAUAUUCAUAGAUAAAGCAGAAUUUACAAGCACUAAGUUUAGCAAAACUUACACGGAAUUUGUGUCUGCUUGAAAUUUUGUCUUAGUGGUUGAUAAGUUGAUAAUUGUAUAAUGCUUUGACCACGUAAAUUAUUCGAUAUGUUUAGAUAUCUUAACAGAUCAUCUUCCUGCAUGUUUUAUGCCAUCCUUACCUUUUGAGAUUACACUUUUUACACACGACUUUACAGUAUUCUUGUAUGCAGAGAGAUUGCCCAGCAAUACCUUCUACAAGCAAAAAUCAGAAAUGCAUGUCAGCGAAGCACCUUAGAAAUUUUGGCUUCUCACUUGUAUUUAGAUAAGUUAAUAAACAGAUAUUACUCUGUUCCUCACAUCCCUCCCAAAAAGCCAUGGGCCUUUUAAAGUGAGGUGGUGCAAACAGAAAUACCAAUAUUUUGGCAAUGUAGAUACACAAAUAGAACGAGUGAACAUUUAAAGCCAGUUUCUACCCCAUGAUACUGGCUUCUGGUCCUGCAUGAGGAACUCACAUAGUCUGUCAGAUCCAGAAGCUACAAAGGGAAGCUUAAUCCAUCCUUAUUCCUGACAUCCUGAAGAAUCCUUAAAAGACACAGACUGGACAGAGAGAGAAGUGACAGCUAUAUUAUUAUGCACAUUCUAGAAAUUAAAGAACUGCAUUUGAUGGA